AUGGCUGGCGGAUAUCAGCUCCUGAAGGGCGAGUCUGACGAGACGGUGCCGCGCAGGGUGUUUACUGGGCGCCGGAUCCUCAUCGCCGUCGGGUUUGUUGUCGGUACCGCUGCGCUCUCUCUUUUCUACACAUUUCCUUUCCGCCAGGCGCAUGAUACGGCAGAAUACUCUACGUGGAUGCUAGGCGAAGAGUCUCUGAAGCAAUGCGUAUCCGGCGUGCCACCACUCGCUGCCGCGCCAGCACCGACCAAUCCUUGGGCGUCACUCACCGUGGACGAGACGGUCGCCAUCUAUAACUGGCUCUUCGAGCCCACGCGCGGCCUGAAUCUCACCUCGGGCGACAAGGCAACCCUCGCUGACAAUAUGAUCUAUCAUAUUGGGGCCUAUCGCCCUGCCAAGGAGGAUGCUCUUGCCUACCUUGCUAACCCAGACUCGCACGCUGCCCCAGAUAGAUACGCUAGAGUGACAAUUCACCAUAGCGCUACUACCGUGCCAGUGGUAAAGGACUGGUUGGUCGGUCCGCUACCUGUGGGCCCGAAGACGGCCAUGCGGCAGCUGACUGAGAUCUACCACCGCGAUGAGAUCCCACAUAAUGCGCGUGGGUUCACGACACUCUGGGAGAUGCAACCGUUGCUGGCGACAAUCAUGCCACCCCUCGCGGAACUCACUCAGGAGCUGUUUGGUGGAGUUGCGCUUGGCCUUCCAAACGAUACUCUCGUGGCGGGUGCCAUCGCCCCGCUCAGUAUUGACGGCUCCUUCCGCCGCACUUGGGUUAACUGGAGACGGAACGUCGCUGGGCCGUACCUUCACCCCGUCGGGCUCUUCCAUUACAUCGACAUAACUGGCACGGACCCAAGAAAUUGGAAGCUCAUUAAAAUAGUAUAUAAUCAUCAGGUUUUCUCCAGCACCGACGAAUUCUUGGAAGCGUUCCAUAACGGUACUCUCAAGCGCCUUCCUGCGCGACCUGACCAGCGUACCGACGUUGCGUGGAGCAGACGGGAGCGCCCCGACAUCCCUCCGCGCGACUUGGACGACCUGCCUGGUCCGCGUUCCGUUUCCUUCGGAGGCCUGCGCUUCCGUGUUGAUCCCGCCUUGCAGUUCAUCAGCUGGAUGUGGUGGGAGAUGUACUUGGGCUUCGAUAGAGACAUGGGCUUAAGUCUCUGGGAUAUACAUUUCCGAGAUGAACGAAUUAUAUAUGAGCUUGCGCCGCAAGAGGCGAUUGCGCAUUAUGCUGGUAACGACCCCAUGCAAUCUUCGACAGCCUGGCUCGACCGAUUCUUCGGCAUGGGCUCGUCCGUGCGCGAUAUGAUUCCUGGCUACGACUGCCCACACGAAGCGGUGUUCCUUCCCGCCACGACGCACUCGUUCGAUGGAAGCAUCACGCGCGAGCGUGCGAUCUGUGUGUUCGAGCACGAUACUGGCCGCCCGCUGACGCGGCACUUCGGAUACGCAGAGGGAGAGUUCGGCGCCGUGAAGGGUUACGAGCUCGUUGUCAGGACUAUCUCGACUGUCGGAAACUAUGAUUAUUCUGGUCGCUACAUCAAAAUAAUUUUCGACUACAUAUUCCAGCUGGACGGCACGAUCGAAGUGCGACUAUCUGCCUCUGGCUAUCUCCAGGCGGGCUUCUGGGAACCCGCUCAGGAAGGGUACGGAACGGCUAUCCGCGACACGACAAUGGGUUCGCUGCAUGAUCAUGUUAUCAACUACAAGGUUGACCUGGAUGUCGCUGGCCUUGAGAAUUCGCUGCUGUUCACGAGCACUGCGCAGGAGCAGGUCACACAGCCAUGGUUUGAGGAUGACUGGGGCAAUACAGUUAUUCAGCAGAAGAUCACCCGCACGUACAUUGACAACGAGGACGAUGCGCUGCUCAAGUUCCCUCCAAAUUUCCAAGGUGGAUACUCGCUGGUUAACACCGCGGCACACAACCGUUGGGGUAUCCCUCGCGGGUACGCGAUUCACCCCGGGUACUCACCGGUGCACAAUACGGUUGUGGGCUCACCACGGCUACUGAACAAUGCAAACUGGGCUUUGUACAACAUCGCCGUCUCGUGCCGCAAGGAGACGGAGCCUUCGUCGAGCACCAUGUGGAACUUGAAUCUCCCCGGGAAGCCGAUGGUAGACUUCCACCGGUUUUUCGACGGCGAGAACCUCACACAGGCGGACCUGGUAGCGUGGGUCAACAUUGGAAUGCACCAUCUGCCACAAGCAGAGGACGCUCCCAAUACGCGCACAAAUCUCGCCGCAUCCAGCUUCUUCCUCACACCGCUAAACUACUUCGAUUCAGAUAUUUCGAUGGAGUCCACGAACGCAAUUGUGAUAACUCCGCCAGUUACGCCUGAUGGCAAGUGGACUCACGACGACUACGGUGUGGGCGCCGUGCACUGUGUUCCGCCCGCGGUGCCGCCAUUCGAAUAUACAGGAGUAAAGGUCUUCGGGCUUGACGGGCGCCCUGCUCCCCCGGCCAGCGUAGAGGAAAUGCGGAGGGAAGCGGAGCAGUACCACCGCAUCAAGCUGGAGCUGUGA
Messenger RNA from Sparassis crispa, 2523 nucleotides. RefSeq lists its product as hypothetical. The transcript is spliced from 14 exons. Gene Ontology annotation, cellular component: plasma membrane. Gene Ontology annotation, molecular function: copper ion binding; primary methylamine oxidase activity; quinone binding. NCBI's taxonomy places the organism in Eukaryota, Fungi, Basidiomycota, Agaricomycetes, Polyporales, Sparassidaceae. The record is from RefSeq and is a predicted model, not a curated record. The coding region runs from base 1 to 2523 and encodes 840 amino acids. Gene Ontology annotation, biological process: amine metabolic process.